UCCUCUCCGUCGUCGUCGUCGUCGUCUUUCUCUCCUCUCUCCUGCGUUGCGACUUGCGAGCUGCCCAUGUGCAUCUUGUGCUGGAAGCGAAGAAACGGAGGAGGGUUUGCGUGCUAAAGUAUCUCUCUUCGGCGGUUACGCUGAGAGCUUUGAUUUUGAUUCUCAUGGCCGGAGGAGAAGCUGUCUCUUCGAAUUCGCCUGCCAAACCGGCGAUCCUUGGACAUAACAGCAACGCCAUCAACGCGAAGCUCGUAUUGCUGGGAGACAUGGGUUCCGGCAAAUCCAGCCUGGUCUUGCGCUUCGUCAAGAACCAGUUCUUUGAUUUUCAGGAAUCAACUAUAGGAGCAGCAUUCUUCUCGCGGACAGUGGGUGUCAAUGAUGCAUCGGUGAAGUUUGAGAUAUGGGAUACUGCAGGUCAGGAAAGGUACCACAGCUUGGCUCCUAUGUACUACAGAGGUGCUGCCGCAGCUAUUAUUGUCUAUGACAUCACUAGCACUGAAUCAUUUGAACGGGCUAAGAAGUGGGUGGAGGAACUUCACAAGCAAGGAAAUCCCAAUUUGAUAAUAACGCUCGCUGGGAAUAAGACAGAUCUGGAGGACAGAAGAAAAGUGGCAGCUGCGGACGGACGCAUGUAUGCAGAAGAAAGGCAACUCGUGUUCAUAGAAACAUCUGCUAAGACUGCCACUAAUGUCAGCAAACUGUUCUAUGAAAUAGCUAAGAGGUUGCCCAGAGUUCAGGCUAUGCAGAAUUCAGCGCCGGCGGGGAUGGUUCUAGUGGAUAGAAGCUUUGAAGAAACCCGAUCUGCAUCCUGUUGUUCAUGAAUUCUUAUCAACUCUCUGUUCAUUCCUUUCCUUUUUCUCCUCACGUUGUAUAGUUGUCUUCCACUCGAGUUCCUUGAUCUUUUAGUUCUUGAUGCCUAUGUAUAAAAACGAAUUAGACUGAAACACCACUUGUGAAACUGCAAAACCAAUUGAAGUUAGGGAGUUAGUUCAU
Rhodamnia argentea is the source of this 993-nucleotide messenger RNA. Its product is annotated as ras-related protein RHN1-like. Bases 165 to 821 code for a protein of 218 amino acids. The record is from RefSeq and is a predicted model, not a curated record. Gene Ontology annotation, molecular function: GTPase activity; GTP binding. NCBI's taxonomy places the organism in Eukaryota, Viridiplantae, Streptophyta, Magnoliopsida, Myrtales, Myrtaceae. The transcript is spliced from 7 exons.